Closterium sp. Yama58-4 is the source of this 912-nucleotide messenger RNA. The record is from the annotation of a GenBank genome assembly. NCBI's taxonomy places the organism in Eukaryota, Viridiplantae, Streptophyta, Zygnematophyceae, Desmidiales, Closteriaceae.
AUGAGAGGAAGAGGAGGAGAAGGAAGAACAGGUGCUAGUGAGUCCAUCAGUGAAGCGAACGGAGGAGUGAGAGAGGAAGAGGAGGAGGAGGAAGAUCAGGGGCCAGCGAGUCCAUCAGUGAAGCGAGCGGAGGAGAGUGGGGUGGAUAUAGUGCAUGAGGCCCGCGCCAAGAUCUACGUGCAGAAGGCCAAGGGCGAGGAGGGCCCAGCAUGGAAGGACAAGGGCAGCGGUACGGUGAUUGUGAAGCUGCACAAGGGAGGGGCGUCCCUGCGUGCCUCAGUGCUGUUCCGCAACGAUGUGGGCAAGGUGAUGCUGAACGCACCACUGUACAAGGGCAUCACGAUCAUGCUCAAGAAGAACAACAUCACUGCCGUGCUGCAGUCAUGUCAAGAUGACACUGCUCCGGCCGGCGCCACGCUUGACAAAUCCCCAAGGCCUGUGACCUUCAAGCUUGCGUCGGUGAAGGCUGCUGAAGACUUGCAAGCUGGAUUCAAGGAAGCCUGCAACAAGUUCCUCCACACCAGAUUCCUCUCCGCAGUCAGCUCAUCCAGCCAAAGCCUACUCUCAGCCAUGGCUGCCUUCGCUGUCUGCUCUGCCUCCGUGGUGGCUCCCACCAGCCUCUUGGCUAACAAGAGCGCUGUGUCGAGCAAGGUCGCUGCUACCCCCAUGCUCGUCAGCAACAAGAGCCGCGUUGUGAUGAGCGCGGAGAAGAAGCAGAACGUCGCUCUCCCCGCCACCGCUGCUCUGCUCGCUGCUGCCAUCAUCCCCGAGAUUGCUGAGGCCGCCCAGCCCGGCGUGUCCCCCUCGCUGCAGAACCUGAUCAACAGCGUGAUUGCUGGCGGUGUUGUCCUGGGUGCCAUUGCCGUAGCUAUCAUUGGCGUGUCGAACUUCGACCCCGUCAAGAGAAAGUAA